AGAAACAACCGCUCUGACUUCCCCGGCGGGUGGGCAGCUGGCAAGCCUCGCCUUCGUGCACGCCACCGGCGAAUCUACCAUCGCGGGUGUAAUUACCAAAACGCCCCCAGUUAAACAAUGCGAAGCCUCUUACAAUAUAAAGCAUUUGUUAUUCCUCCUCAGUCCCAGUCACCAUUUUUUAUUUCUCCCCCAGGUCGAAGACUCAUCAUUACACCCAAAAAGCGCAGUGGUAGCUCAACUCUACAGAGGGGACUGAGCAGACGAAGUAGGGCCAUGACUUGUUCCUCGAUUGUAUCUUCCGGCGACGACAACGGAGCUCUGCGCAAUUUCAGACUCAACGAGUCCACUUUCCUCGCUUCUCAAAUGCCUAAGAAGGAAAUCGCCGCCGAUCGCUUCAUCGAAGCUCACCCUCACUACGACGGCCGCGGCGCCAUCAUCGCGAUUUUCGAUUCUGGAGUUGAUCCAGCUGCAGCUGGUUUACAGGUGACAUCGGAUGGGAAACCAAAAGUUCUGGAUGUGUUAGAUUGUACUGGUAGUGGAGAUGUUGAUACAUCUACUGUAGUGAAGGCUGAUGCUGAUGGUUGUAUUCAGGGAGCAUCUGGAGCUUCUUUGAUUGUAAAUUCUGCCUGGAAUAAUCCAUCCGGUGAAUGGCAUGUGGGUUGCAAAUUGGUAUUUGAGCUGUUCACUGAUGAUCUUACUUCUCGUGUGAAGAAAGAAAGAAAGAAAAAGUGGGAUGAGAAAAAUCAGGAAGCAAUCACUGAGGCUGUAAAGCAACUUGAUGAGUUUGAUAAGAAACAUGCAAAAUGUGAAGAUGCCAAUUUGAAAAGGGUUCGUGAGGACCUCCAGAACAAAGUUGAUCUUCUGCGCAAGCAAACUGAUAGCUAUGAUGACAAGGGGCCUGUUAUUGAUGCUGUUGUAUGGCAUGAUGGAGAAGUAUGGAGGGCUGCUCUUGACACACAGAGUCUUCAGGAUGAACCUGAAUGUGGAAAGCUUGCCGACUUCCUUCCUCUAACAAAUUAUAGAAUUGAACGGAAGCAUGGAGUAUUUAGCAAAUUGGAUGCUUGUACUUUUGUUUUAAACGUGUACAAUGAAGGCAAUAUUCUCAGUAUCGUUACGGAUAGUUCUCCACAUGCCACUCAUGUUGCUGGUAUUGCUGCAGCUUACCAUCCAAAGGAACCUUUGCUAAAUGGAAUUGCACCUGGAGCACAGUUGAUAUCAUGUAAAAUUGGUGAUUCUCGCUUAGGUUCAAUGGAAACUGGAACAGGAUUGACUCGGGCUUUGAUUGCAGCUGUGGAGCAUAAGUGUGAUCUCAUCAACAUGAGUUAUGGGGAAGCCACAUUACUCCCAGAUUAUGGUCGCUUUGUUGAUCUUGUUGAUGAGGUGGUCAACAAGCACCGUAUAAUAUUUGUAAGCAGUGCGGGCAACAAUGGGCCAGCGUUGACUACUGUCGGUGCACCUGGUGGUACUACAUCAAGCAUUAUUGGAAUUGGUGCAUAUGUAUCUCCUGCUAUGGCUGCUGCAACUCACUUGUUGGUUGAGCCACCUUCUGAAGGACUUGAGUACACGUGGUCUAGUCGGGGACCAACUGCUGAUGGAGAUGUUGGUGUCUCUAUAAGUGCUGCUGGGGGAGCUGUGGCUCCUGUUCCCACAUGGACUCUUCAACGACGCAUGUUGAUGAAUGGAACAUCCAUGUCCUCUCCUUCUGCUUGUGGUGGAGUUGCUUUACUUAUAAGUGCUAUGAAGGCUGAAGGAAUUCCUGUAAGCCCGUACACUGUGCGGAAGGCUCUAGAAAAUACAGCUAGUCCUGUGGGGACGCUGCCAGAAGAUAAAUUAACAGCUGGAGAAGGGCUUAUGCAAGUUGACAAGGCUUAUGAAUAUGUUCAGAAGUCACAACACUUCCCUUGUGUCCGGUAUCAAGUCAAGAUCAAUCAGGCUGGAAAAUCAAGUAAACCUACCCCUACAUCACGAGGUAUUUACCUCAGGGAGAUUAAUUCUUGUAACCAAUCAACAGAGUGGACAGUUGAAGUUCAACCGAAGUUUCAUGAAGAUGCAAGUAAUUUAGAGGAACUGGUUCCUUUUGAAGAGUGUAUUCAGUUGCAUUCCACCGGACACACAGUCGUUAGAUCUCCAGAGUACCUCCUCCUCACCCAUAAUGGGCGUAGCUUCAAUGUUGUUGUUGACCCUACCAGUCUUGGUGAUGGUUUGCAUUAUUAUGAAGUAUAUGGGGUGGACUGCAAGGCCCCAUGGCGUGGUCCUCUUUUCAGAAUUCCAGUUACUAUAACAAAGCCAAAAGCUGUGAAAAAUCGUCCCCCUUUAAUUUCAUUUCAGGGGAUGUCAUUUUUGCCAGGUCAUGUUGAACGGAGGUUUAUUGAGGUACCAGUUGGUGCUACUUGGGUUGAAGCCACCAUGAGAGCAUCAGGUUUUGAUACAGCUAGAAGAUUCUUCAUCGACACCGUUCAGCUCUCUCCUUUGCAAAGGCCAAGCAAAUGGGAAAGUGUGGCUACAUUUUCUUCACCUUCUGCUAAAAGCUUUGCCUUCCCAGUGGAGGGUGGUCGCACAAUGGAACUAGCAGUAGCUCAGUUUUGGUCUAGUGGAAUAGGAAGUCAUGAGACCACCAUUGUUGAUUUUGAGAUUGGAUUUCAUGGUAUCGACACUAACAAAGAGGAAGUGGUUCUUGAUGGAAGUGAAGCGCCUACAAGAAUUGAUGCUGAAGCUCCUCUAUCAACUGAGACCCUUGCCCCUACUGCAGUGCUUAACAAGGUUCGAACUCCAUAUCGUCCAAUUGAUGCUAAAGUUCAUGCCCUCUCAGCAGACAGGGACAAAUUACCCUCGGGGAAGCAGAUACUUGCAUUAAUACUAACUUACAAAUUCAAACUGGAAGAUAGUGCCGAAGUCAAGCCUCAGAUUCCAUUACUUAACAAUCGCAUUUAUGAUAAUAAAUUUGAGUCUCAGUUUUAUAUGAUAUCAGAUUCUAACAAGCGUGUGUAUGCAAUGGGUGAUGUUUAUCCGAGUUCUUCAAAACUUCCCAAGGGUGAAUACAGUUUGCAGCUUUAUUUGAGGCAUGAUAAUGUGCAGUACUUAGAGAAAAUGAAACAGUUGGUGUUGUUCAUAGAAAGAACCUUGGAGGACAAGGAUAGUAUUCGACUUAGCUUUUAUGCUCAACCUGAUGGUCCAGUGACGGGUGGCAGUAACUUCUCAUCUUCUGUUCUGAUUCCUGGGGUGAAGGAAGCGUUUUAUUUGGGUCCUCCUUCAAAGGACAAGCUCCCAAAGAACUGCUCUGAAGGAUCGGUAUUGCUAGGGACAGUGUCCUAUGGAAAGCUUAACGAGGGGAAAGAUUCACAAAAGAACCCUGCAUCGUAUCAAAUAUCAUAUAUGGUGCCUCCAACCAAGCUUAAUGAUGACAAGGAGAAAAGUUCCUUAACUAGCACCCAGACCAUAUCUGAAAAGUUAGAUGCAGAGGUCCGUGAUGCUAAAAUAAAGGUUCUUGCUGGCUUAAGCCAAGGCACUGACGAGGAACGCUCAGAAUGGAGAAAGUUAUCAAUCUCACUUAAGUCGGAAUACCCAAAAUACACCCCUUUGCUUGCUAAAAUAUUGGAAGGUCUUCUUUCACAAAAAAAUGUUGAAGACAAGAUCCAACACUAUGAAGAGGUUACUGAUGCAGCAGAUGAGGUUGUUGAAAGCAUUGAUAGAGAUGAGUUAGCCAAAUAUUUUUCCCUCAAAUGUGAUGCGGAAGAUGAUGCUGCAGAAAAAAUGAAGAAGAAAAUGGAAACAACUCGCGAUCAGUUGGUAGAAGCACUCUACCAGAAAGGAUUGGCUUUGGCAGAGAUUGAAUCAUUGAAGGCAGAUACCCAACCUGUAACAGUGUCUGAUGUUGAGUCAGACUUGUUUGAAAAGAACUUCAAAGAACUAAAGAAGUGGGUAGAUGUCAACUCAUCUAGAUAUGGAAAACUUUCUGUUUUGCGUGAGAGACGUCUUGGAAGACUAGGAACUGCAUUGAAGGUUUUAAUUGACAUGAUUCAAGAAGACGGCGACCCUCCUAAGAGGAAGCUUUAUGAACUAAAGUUCUCACUGCUUGAGCAAAUGGGUUGGGGCCAUCUGGUGGCAUAUGAGAAAGAAUGGAUGCUCGUCCGUUUCCCAUCAAGCCUACCCCUUUUUUAGGGUUCUUAUUAGUCACAUAAUAAGCCCAUAUACUGUUGUGCUUGAAUUACUAGUUUACCUUUGUCAAAAAAAAAAAAAAAAAAAACCUCAGUGUCAUUACUUUUGUAUUUAAGUUUCUAAAAUUUACUUCUUGAAAUAUAUUUCUAUAUUACUCUCUAAGGUUUUAAAUUAUGUCUUAGAAUAGUCUUUGCCAUUAA
Messenger RNA from Ipomoea triloba (trilobed morning glory), 4355 nucleotides. RefSeq names its product tripeptidyl-peptidase 2. Gene Ontology annotation, cellular component: cytosol. Gene Ontology annotation, molecular function: serine-type endopeptidase activity; tripeptidyl-peptidase activity. The transcript is spliced from 32 exons. NCBI's taxonomy places the organism in Eukaryota, Viridiplantae, Streptophyta, Magnoliopsida, Solanales, Convolvulaceae. Gene Ontology annotation, biological process: proteolysis. The record is from RefSeq and is a predicted model, not a curated record. Bases 118 to 4158 code for a protein of 1346 amino acids.